AUGCCUCCAGUGCUGCUGCCCCCCCCGAAUGCCUAUACACAGCAGCAGCAGCAGCAGCAGCAGCAGCAGCAUCAACAGCAGAAUCAGCAGCAGCAGCAUAAUACCAGCAAGAGCAGCAGCACCAACUCGUCUAGCAGCACAAGCAGCAGCAGUAGAACUAGCAGCAAAAACAGCAGCACAAGUUGCAGCACUAGGGCUAGCAGCAAAAGCAGCAACUACAGCAGCAAGAGCAGCAGCAACAGCAGCAAUAGCAGCAAGGCACGCAGCACUAGCAGCAGCAGGCGCAGCAGCACAAGUAGCAGCAGUACGGCAGAAGUGGAGGGGACAACAGCAGGAGCAGGAGCAGCAGCAGCAGUACUACCAGCAGCAGCAGCAGCAACAGCAGCAGCAGCAGCAGCAGCAACAGCAGCAGCAGCAGCAGCAACAGCAGCAGUACCUGAAUGUAACUUUAGCUGUUCCUGUGCAUUCGUUGGUGAUGGGGUCAGUUGA
Messenger RNA from Eimeria mitis, 489 nucleotides. RefSeq lists its product as uncharacterized. NCBI's taxonomy places the organism in Eukaryota, Apicomplexa, Conoidasida, Eucoccidiorida, Eimeriidae. The record is from RefSeq and is a predicted model, not a curated record. The transcript has a single exon. The coding region runs from base 1 to 489 and encodes 162 amino acids.